AUGGCCCGCUUGUCGCCGAUGGCUUGCUUGGGGUCUACAAGACAGGAGCACGAUGCGGACAAGAGUCAGGUGAUGGCAGACAGCAUAGGCAUAGUCAUUGACAGGGCCUGUCAGGAUCCGGAAGGCAAAACUGACGAGGAGUCCUGCAGCCGCUUGAAGCUGCACGUGCGGCACUUUGCAGCCGAUCAGUGCACAUCUGCCCGGAAGUGUGGAAGGUUGUUGGUCACUGGCGGCCAGUAUCCUAACCUGGUCUGGGUAAGCCAUGAUCCUGCGCACCAGGUUCGUAUUGCCUACCAGGACCCUCUUCACGCCAUGCCCGAGUUCCAAGACCAGUGGGAGCGUUUGUUUGCUCCCGGCAAGGGCAAGCAUGCGCUUAUCCCGGACAUCCAGAACUCAGAAGUCUGGAAGGCCAGGCUCAUGGCGGCCCAGCAAGAGGUUCUCAGGCUCCAUGGCUCCCAGGCUGGUGUGGAGAAGGUGAUCCGAGCGUUGUCGUUCUCCCAACCUCGGUUUGACUCGUCGGCCACACCAAUGCUGAAGUACUUGUGCAUGAUUCGUGCGAUGGCGGUCUUAUGUGCUAUGCAGGCUGCUGACGAGAACUUUGACAUUGAGGAUCCAGAUGUAUCCUGCACCCCCAGAGUGCUGGAAGAGUUCACCAAGCGCCAGCGGUUCUUAUUUGUGGAUGGAUACAUCCUCUCCGACAGCUCGCAGUUAGUUUACGAGGAGAUCCAGACACCAGAGCCGCAACUACCCUGCAAGUUUGUCGUCGUCAUAGCGGUUGUGUUCCAGAUCUUCUAUGGCAACAGAGUCCACUACCUGUGCACGAAGGCCGGCAUUUCUGAUGUAAGGCAGAUCAUGGGAACUAUGGCGCACGUGGUCGAGGCGAUGCUGGAGCGUUUGCGAGUAGAUCUGACGGAGGAUGAGAUCGCCGUGGCUCUGCAGGUAUUCAACCUUCGGCUGUGGCAGGAGACGAACCGACAACAGGAGCUAGUGGACUCUACACGCAAGCUCUGUGAUAUGCUCAAGCUUUCGCACGGGGAGAUUGCGAAGAGUCGCAAUCUUGCUUCAGAGAAAGUCAAGGCACUCGGGCACCCUGGCCUGUCCGACACCUUUUGGACAUUUGCAAAGACUGUCCAGCUGCUCAAGGUCGAAAAAGUCCAGGAUGGUGAGGAACAGAACUUGAGGUACAACAACACCUUGUACAACAAGGCCUUACACCAGGCUGCCACAGCAGCUGUUGCAGUGCUGCGGGGUCCAUCCGGUCCCGUGGAGAAGGCUGCCCGGAGAUUGGAGCUGGAAUUUGGGCGGGGCAUCUUGAGCAGUCAGUACUCGAAGUUGAGCAAGCUGUUAUCGCUGACCAACAAGCUCGCAUCUGCUACCAGAAACGCUGUAGACCUGACGGCCUGGAUGAUCGACUCCUUGACGCUGGCCCUGCGCAUGAACAUGGUCACGCCAGCUAAAUGCACCGAGAAGUUUCUGGAUCGAGACCGGAAGACAGGCGAUGCUGGCUUUUGGUUGUCGCGCAUGCUGGUGGUGCAGGUCUUCGAUUAUGCAGCAAAGCUGGCGAACAAGUUGCCUGAGCCGGACAAGGUUAAGCUGACAGGGAUUUUGGCUGAACUCCGUUGCCCUUCCACAUGUUGGGAGAAAUAUCUCUGCCAUGCUGAUGCUGAUCAAGGGGCUGCUGGAGAGGACGACAUGGACGGCGAGGACCCAGAGGACGUGGAGCGCCCUGUUCCGCAGUCCAAGAUUGGAGCUGUUAAAGAGGGUUUCAACAAAGCCAUUGGCAUGCUUUUGGAUUUGCUGCUGGAGCUGAUGUCGGGGAAGUACUACAAGGAUUGCUGCAUGCUGGCUUCGAGUGAAGAUGGCCUUGCAAAGGCAUUGACAGCUGCACAGCUUGGAAGCUCGGAUGACACGGAGCACGAGGAGCCAUGUGCGCUUAUCACUCAGAUGAAGAUCAUUGUCGACAAGUUCGACAACAGCACGAAGUCCGUUGGUGCCACAUCUGCGGCUCCUGCUCCGAGUUUGCUCCAAAGCCUGGCCAAGGCUUCUGAAGCUGACACACCCGAGGAAUGUGUCGAGCGUGAGCGGCAGUGGAAGGCGGUGCAAACGGAACGCCGCAAGUUCGUGUCGUUCUCGGUACCGAACAAGAUCUCGAAGGACUGCCUAGUCAAUGCGUUCAGAGGUUGCGGCAAGGUCUUCACGCACAAGGGCACCUUAAACUCUUCGCACCGCCUGAUCGUUGCCAGUGCGGAUCUCUUGGCAGAGGCUGGUACCGACCCGUGGCUCAAGGGCACUCCGCCAAGCGAGGAAUGGAAAGAGAUCUGUGCCUUUGCCAAAGACAUUUCUGGGCCCGAGGAUUUCGUCGUACUCUUCGACGGCAGAAUGCGGGAAAUUCGCCGCGUGUCCGAAGACCUCCUGCUGAACCAGCAGCACACCGAGGAGUGCACCAUCGUGUACUCAGGUGGGUGCCCGCCGAGAACUGGUCGCACUCGCCGCGUUCCGCUGGCUGCAAAGAAGGUGGAGACAGGAGCGGUUAAGUUCCCGGUCGCACGCACCAAGAUUCAGACGACGAAGAAAGGCUCCUUCACAGUCUGCGGCGAGGCUUCUACGUACCAAGGCACUUACUCAGGCGUGGAGUACCGUGCGGUUUCUGAAAUGCCCCUCGUGUCUGCAGACACCAAGAAGAAGAUCAUUGCUCCGGCAACAACCGGCGACCUCCCGACACCGCCAGAGGACUGGCAGGAUCGCCACGGCUCCGACGUACCCUUGUUCUGGAACGAGUCGAAGCCGAUAGCAUAUUGGAAUGCCAUCAUUGAGGAGUUUUGCGCGGAGGCAGUGUUUGACCUCACGGCUGGCACCGGUGCUCUGAUGGAGGCUUCUUUGACUGCCGGCAUCGCAUACCACGGGCUUUGCAGCCUCAACAAGGAGCACAUGUCGUGGGUCCAGGCGGUUGCUGAUCGCGCAGCUUGCGGAAUGAUGGCUUUGGAGGGAUCCACUCUUUACUCGGACGAGAAUGCCAAGGCGGUGAAGAAGCAUUUCCCGCACGUUCUGGAGAGCUUGUCCAACCAAGACGACCAGGACGAGGCCUACCAGACGCCUCUGGGGCAAAACCAGUCUCAAGACGGCUUCUCGUCGGAUGCCCCGGGGGCUCGAAGGGCCUUCGUCAUCUGGUUCCAGGAAAACUCCGAAGUCAAGAAAGGCGCUCCCAAGCACGAGUUUCUCAAUGAGAUGAAGCAUCUUGGCGCAGUCUGGCAGGGCAUGACCGACAAGCAGAAGGCACCAUUCAUGGCGAGGAGCAAAGAUGAGUUCAUGGCUCAGCGAAGUGCACUGGCCGUUCUUGGCAUCAGGAUGCGGGGCUCCACGACCAGUGCGGGCGGCCCCGACGAGGCGAAGGACCCCCCUGCCGCUGACGAAUCUGGCGGUCGCGUUGGCCCAUUUGAGCUUAAUGGUGCAAGGGCUCCAAUUGGAGGCGGAGCCUAUGGCAGUGUCUACAGUUGCCAGCAUCCGCAAAGCGGCCUUAACGUGGCGGUGAAGGUUUAUCGUGGCUCCGAUGGAGCGGGGCGAGAACCAUCCUCGACGCCUGACAACGGCGCAGCUGGACGGCCAAGCCAAGACCAGGUCCUGCAGUCGACAGAGAUCCAGAAUGGAGAGGCUUCGGUGCCGCCAGCUCUGGCGAUGAUCCCCGCAGAGGCCAUGCUGGAUCCACGUCUGGGUGUCCCUGAAAAGGCUAUGGUGGAGCCUUCUCCGGAUGCACCUGCGCAGGCGAUGGUGGUGCCUUCCACGAAUGUCCAUGCACAGGUUGUGCCGCCUUCGGCGAAUGUCAGUGCACAGGCGAUGGUGGCUCCGCCUUCGACGGAUCUCGCCGCAGAGGUGGGUCUGCAUGCUUCCGAUUGA
Messenger RNA from Symbiodinium sp. CCMP2592, 3891 nucleotides. The record is from the annotation of a GenBank genome assembly. Lineage: Eukaryota; Dinophyceae; Suessiales; Symbiodiniaceae.